Hirundo rustica (Barn swallow) is the source of this 1318-nucleotide messenger RNA. RefSeq names its product D-aminoacyl-tRNA deacylase 1 (gene DTD1). NCBI's taxonomy places the organism in Eukaryota, Metazoa, Chordata, Aves, Passeriformes, Hirundinidae. The transcript has 6 exons. The record is from RefSeq and is a predicted model, not a curated record. Gene Ontology annotation, biological process: tRNA metabolic process. Bases 69 to 689 code for a protein of 206 amino acids. Gene Ontology annotation, cellular component: cytoplasm. Gene Ontology annotation, molecular function: D-tyrosyl-tRNA(Tyr) deacylase activity.
GGGGAGCGGCCGCCGCUGCCGGGCGCCGCAGCUGUCUCCGCUCGGCGCUGGCCACGCUGCGCUGCGCCAUGAAGGCGAUCGUGCAGCGGGUGGCCCAGGCCAGCGUCACAGUGGGUGGUGAACAAAUCAGUUCAAUAGGACGAGGCCUCUGUGUGCUGCUGGGCAUUUCUUUGGAAGAUACACAAAGAGAACUGGAGCACAUGGUUCGAAAGAUCUUGAACUUGCGAGUCUUUGAAGAUGAAAGUGGGAAGCACUGGUCCAAAAGUGUGAUGGAUAAACAGUAUGAAGUGUUGUGUGUGAGCCAAUUUACUCUCCAGUGCAUCCUGAAGGGAAACAAGCCUGACUAUCACAUGGCAAUGCCCACGGAGCAGGCAGAGUCUUUUUAUAACAACUUCCUAGAACAGCUAAGAAAAGCCUACAAACCAGAGCUUAUUAAAGAUGGCAAGUUUGGUGCCUACAUGCAGGUCCACAUCCAGAAUGAUGGUCCUGUAACAAUAGAACUGGAAUCCCCAGCAGCCACUUUUGAUCCUAAACAACUGACAAAACUUGAAAAACAGCAGCAAAGAAAAGAGAAGACCAGAACCAAGCCGUCUGAGUCAAGCAGAGAAAGAAAUGUCCCCCGAAACAAGGAUGACCCCAGUGCUAGCAGCGGAGCAGAAGGAGACGUGUCCUCAGAAAGAGAGCCUUAGCUUAUCCAAGGCAGGCCACAGUUUCUUACACAAAAGCUACACUGAAUUCUUGAAGAAAGACCCAACACUUGCCUCAGCAACGCUCUUCAGUUACUUUGGAAAAGGAUGGAAAAUGGGAAAGGAGAGCUGAGACAUUAGAAACCUAUCAUUCUAUAUUGAACCAACCAAAGCAAUGCUAUCAGAUUCAGUUGUUCAUGUGUAGUGUCAGUAGUGAAAAGGACUUGUGACAUUUUUGUGUAUGUGUUCUCACACGACUGCUGAGUAAAGGGUGACUGUAGGCAGAUUGUAGCAGAACAUUUCACUCUCAGUACAUAAGCUCCAUUUAAAGAAUAAAUCAGGGGUUUUCCUUAAAUUUACACUUGAAUUCUGAAAAUUCUCUGAGCAGGCUUGUGUAUUGAUUCUCACUCUGUGGUGUCAUGUGCUGCCUGUUUCCAUUGCAGUGUGCAGAUAUGUUCAUAUUUUGGUAAAUUGUUAGCUGCUGCCUAACAUCCGGUUAGGCAGUCCAGUUUUUCUGCAUGGAUUAAGUUAUUACAACGGAAGAUCAACCUCUAGUUGUUUAUCAUGUGGAACACAUCUGUCUUGUAAACUUUUUUAAAACCAGAAAAGACUUUAUUAAACAAAUGAUGCCA